AUUACAACAGUAGUUUUCUUCUGUACUUUCAGAGGCUAAAAUCAAUGGAAGAAACUAAGAACUAACAAUCAGAGUACAGAAAGUAGUUGGAGAAUGGCAUUGAUAUCAUUUUCUUCUCCUCCAGCUUGUUGCUGUUCUCUCACUGCUGCCAUUAAUGGCGGAAAAGCUACUUCUUUGGCUAGCCCUUUGCGCUAUAACCGUCUUCUUAUUCAAAGACGAAGUCUUUCUUCAUAUGGUAGCAAGAAUCUCCGGUGUUAUAUCAAGGCCAAGACGACGGGUUCCAAUUUGGAAGAGAAAUCCCAAUCCUCAGACUCAGAAGUGGAGUGUGUGGGUACUGGCCUGGACGUGGAGUGCCGCGUCACGCCUUCAGAUGGAGUUUCCGAGAACUCGGAGCUCAAAAGUCGAGAUUUGUUGGGGGAAAUAUGGGAGUGGGCUUUGCUAGUUUCGCCUUUCUUCUUCUGGGGCACGGCUAUGGUGGCAAUGAAGGAGGUUUUGCCCAAGACUGGGCCUUUUUUUGUCUCUGCAUUCCGGUUGAUUCCUGCUGGUAUGCUUGUGGUGGGCUUUGCUGCUUCACGGGGCCGGAAUUUCCCUUCUGGGUUUAAUGCUUGGUUUUCCAUCACACUUUUUGCCCUAAUUGAUGCUGCUUGCUUUCAGGGUUUUCUUGCUGAGGGGUUGGAGAAGACAUCAGCUGGUUUAGGCAGUGUAAUUAUUGAUUCACAGCCUCUGACAGUGGCUAUACUUGCUGCUUUGUUAUUUGGUGAGUCUAUUGGAUUCGUUGGAGCUGCAGGGCUUGUACUUGGGGUUAUAGGUCUUUUGCUUCUUGAGUUGCCUGCCCUAACAUUUGAUGAAAGAAGCUUUUCACUUUGGGGAAGUGGAGAGUGGUGGAUGCUUCUUGCGGCACAAAGCAUGGCAGUUGGCACAGUUAUGGUCCGUUGGGUUUCCAAGUACUCAGAUCCAAUCAUGGCUACUGGAUGGCAUAUGGUUAUUGGUGGCCUCCCUCUGGUGGCUUUCUCAGUACUUAAUCACGAUCCUGCCCUUAACGGGAGUUUGAAGGAGCUUACUUCAAGUGAUGUUUUGGCACUGCUAUAUACCUCGGUUUUUGGAAGUGCCUUAAGCUAUGGUGUGUACUUCUAUAAUGCCACAAGAGGCAGCCUUACAAAGCUCUGCUCUCUAACCUUUUUGACUCCCAUGUUUGCUUCAAUAUUUGGGUUCAUAUAUCUUGGUGAGACCUUCACACCUGUUCAAUUGGUCGGUGCACUGGUAACUGUGGGAGCAAUUUACAUGGUUAACUAUAAAAGCGAUGAAGCGUGAAAUCUCGUUAGUUGGAUCAAUUCUUCUACAGACGUUUGAACUUUGAACAAUCUAAUCUGUCAAGUCAGGAUAGGAGGCCAUUGAACAACAAUACCUCACGUGUGCGAAAA
Molecule: messenger RNA, 1421 nt
Organism: Ipomoea triloba (trilobed morning glory)
Lineage: Eukaryota; Viridiplantae; Streptophyta; Magnoliopsida; Solanales; Convolvulaceae
Product: WAT1-related protein At3g02690, chloroplastic-like
Exons: 7
Coding region: 94-1311 (405 amino acids)
Cellular component (GO): membrane; chloroplast
Source: RefSeq, a predicted model, not a curated record